AUGCGGCCCGUGAGGGGCCCCUCAAGGGAAUUCCGAGAAAUUUCUUACCUCAAAAAACUGAAGACCAAAAAGCAGGACCGAAUAUUUCCCCCUGAGACCAGUGCCCCAGCGGCGGUGGCACCCCCGCCCUCCACAGCCUCGGCGCCUGCCAGUGUGAACAGCUCCGCUCCACCAGAAAAGCCGUUGUCCAACAUGAAGAUCCUGACUCUUGGGAAACUCUCCCGGAACAAGGAUGAGGUGAAGGCCAUGAUCGAGAAACUCGGGGGGAAGUUGACGGGCACAGCCAACAAGGCCUCCCUGUGCAUCAGUACCAAAAAGGAGGUGGAGAAGAUGAACAAGAAGAUGGAGGAGGUGCGAGAGGCCAGCAUCCACGUGGUGUCCGAGGACUUCCUCCGGGACGUGUCCGAUUCCACCAGGAGCCUGCAGGACUUGCUCUCAGCCCACGUCCUGGCCCCGUGGGGCGCUGAGGUGAAGGCAGAGCCGGCGGAGCCUGCGGCCUCGAGAGCAAAGUCGGGGGCUGCGCUGUCCAAGAAGAGCAAGGGCCCUGUCAAGGAGGAAGGCAUCAAUAAAUCUGAGAAGAGAAUGAAGUUAACUCUUAAAGGUGGAGCUGCUGUCGAUCCAGAUUCAGGUCUGGAACAUUCUGCACAUGUCCUGGAGAAAGGUGGGAAGGUGUUCAGCGCCACCCUUGGCCUGGUGGACAUCGUGAAGGGAACUAACUCCUAUUACAAGCUGCAGCUCCUGGAGGAUGACAAAGAAAGCAGGUACUGGAUCUUCAGGUCGUGGGGCCGCGUGGGCACAGUCAUCGGCAGUAACAAACUGGAGCAGGUCCCAUCCAAGGAAGACGCCAUUGAGCACUUCAUGAAGCUGUACGAAGAGAAAACUGGGAAUGCCUGGCACUCCAAGAACUUCACGAAGUAUCCCAAAAAGUUCUACCCUCUGGAGAUUGACUAUGGCCAGGAUGAAGAGGCAGUCAAGAAUCUGACGGUGAGCCCCGGCACCAAGUCCAAGCUCCCCAAGCCCGUGCAGGAGCUCAUUAAGAUGAUCUUCGACGUGGAGAGUAUGAAGAAAGCCAUGGUGGAAUACGAGAUUGACCUUCAGAAGAUGCCCUUGGGGAAGCUGAGCAAGAGGCAGAUCCAGGCGGCGUACUCCAUCCUCAGUGAGGUGCAGCAGGCGGUGUCCCAGGGUAGCAGUGACUCCCAGAUCCUGGAUCUCUCUAAUCGCUUCUACACCCUGAUUCCCCACGACUUUGGGAUGAAGAAGCCCCCACUCCUAAACAAUGCGGACUGUGUGCAGGCCAAGGUGGAAAUGCUGGACAACCUGCUAGACAUUGAGGUGGCCUACAGUCUGCUCAGGGGGGGCUCUGAUGACGGUAGCAAGGACCCCAUCGACGUCAACUAUGAGAAGCUCAAGACUGAUAUUAAGGUGGUGGACAGAGAUUCGGAGGAAGCGGAGACCAUCAGGAAGUAUGUUAAGAACACUCACGCAACCACGCACAACGCGUACGACCUGGAGGUUAUUGAUAUUUUUACGAUCGAGCGCGAGGGCGAGAGCCGGCGCUACGAGCCAUUCCGGCAGCUGCAUAACCGCCGGCUGCUGUGGCACGGCUCCAGGGCCACCAACUUCGCCGGCAUCCUGUCCCAGGGCCUCCGCAUCGCCCCGCCUGAGGCACCCGUGACAGGCUACAUGUUUGGUAAAGGGAUCUAUUUCGCCGACAUGGUCUCCAAGAGCGCCAACUACUGCCGCACGUCCCAGGCAGACCCCGUGGGCCUGAUCCUGCUGGGAGAAGUCGCCCUCGGGAACAUGUACGAACUCAAGCACGCUUCACACAUCAGCAAGCUCCCCAAGGGCAAGCACAGCGUCAAAGGUUUGGGCAAGACGACCCCUGAUCCUGCAGCCAGUAUCACUAUGGACGGUGUGGAAGUUCCCCUGGGGACGGGGAUUUCGUCCGGCGUCAGCGACACCUGCCUGCUGUAUAACGAGUACAUCGUCUACGACAUUGCUCAGGUAAACCUGAAGUACCUGCUGAAGCUCAAGUUCAACUUCAAGACAUCCCUGUGCGUCCUGGACUCGUCCCUGGCGCCUUUGACCUGAGACGCGCUCCUGAUCAGCCAGUCAGCAAGGCUUAGGCUUCCUGCAUCCCGAAUGUUCUCUCUUCUUCACCGUCCUUGGCGCGGAGAAAGGCAAUCAUCCUCGCAGUCCUUGAUGAACAAAGUAUUUUUAGGUUGGAGUGGUUGCUCAGCGGGUUCCCUGUCAUCACAACUGAUUUCUUAAAGAGGUUCGUGUUUCUGAAUUCACAUCUUCUCAAAGGGAACCUACCAUACGAUGCUUCAGUAUUUAUAUUUUUAAGUUUCUUUCCUCACUUAAAAAAAGUCAAGUCCUAUCCCAGGGCAUAGCCAAAGUG
Molecule: messenger RNA, 2401 nt
Organism: Leptonychotes weddellii (Weddell seal)
Lineage: Eukaryota; Metazoa; Chordata; Mammalia; Carnivora; Phocidae
Source: RefSeq, a predicted model, not a curated record